UCCCAUUCUAUUACCUUUGUGCCAAGAGCACGUUAAGCUGCCUGGGCUGUUCCGCUACCGGCGUGUAAAGAAGCUCCGCCUAACGGCUAAACCAAUGAAUUUCUCUCCUUAAAGGAAUCUACUUCCCUGACUGUCAACUACUCGCUUCUUCACCGGUAUCACACCCGCGCCAGACUGAACAGCAGAGUUAGAACCCAACCAAAUACGAUUCUUGUAUUAUCUUACCGAAAUUCGGAUCCAUUUGGCUCCAAAGGAGCAAGCGCGGGAGUUCUAAUAGGACUUUGAGACUAGAAAAAUCCUUCGGGCUGCUGAGAACAGAGAGAAGUAGUUGCAGAGAGGUUUGAUAGGGUUAGGCAGAUGCCCCAUUAUUCGUAAACAAGAAGAAAUCCAGAUUAGUUUGAUGGAGCUGUGGCUUAGCACAAGCAUGGUGUCAAUGUGGUUCCUCUCGACUAAACACUUAAACAAUUGGAUCCAGUAGGGUUCAAUAGAGGUAUGGUAUCGGCAACCUUUUAGGGAGCGAUAUUCUUUUGAAUAAGAUAGCUGCCCAGAGCUUGCGACGUACCUACCCCCUGGGCGUAGAUAGAAUUAGGUAAGAUAAAAAUCGAUUGGAAAGUCCUAAAUUAGACCAAUUCAAUUCCGUCUGCUAGAAUAAGAAAAAAGUGCUUCCGAAUUGAUCUCAUCCUUUAUAAUGAGAAUUUCUCUUUGUUCAGUAAUAACUGAAUCUUGCAAUAAAACACUCUUGCUUGGAAGGUAUGGUAAAGGUAAACUGUUUCUAUUUUUUGAUAUAAAAAAGAGAGUGCUAAAGGAGUCAUUCAGAAGUGAGUGAAGGGGCGCAGAAAAAAGCUCAUUUCUUUCAUUCAGGAAUGGACACUGGACCAGAAUGAAAUGUGGGAAUAUCGGGAUUGGCAGAUUUGUUAUAUUGAAAUAAAAAAAAACUCAACACGACUAGUGAAUUCAAAUUAGAGUCACUUGCGGAUUUCUUCAAAUUGUUGUAGUGUAGUAUUGUGGUUUUUCAGUAAAGACCCCGACCUAUAAAUAUUCACAGCCCGGCUCAUACGGGCGGACAAUAUUCACCCAGAGCCCCGUUGCGACCGCAAUGCUGUUCUUGAAGGACCUUACCUUAGAGCAAAAAAAAGGGAAUAGAAGUUAGGAAGACUACUGACGUAGGGCGGCGGGUGAGCUCAACCUCGAACCAAACAAGCAACGGAUUGAGCAACUAGCGCGAAAGCCGUUGCGCGUUAGCGCAUCCGUUUUCUUGCUCCAUCGUUAUUAGUUUCUAUUCUCUCCCUGCACGAACCUCGGUCCAAUCAAUUUGUUUGGAAUUGGGGUUAGGACCGGUUAGAACUCCCAUUUCCCGAUCGGAGGUUUGAGCUGCUAUGGCAAGCUUUUUUUCCGAAUAGUGGGUAUGGGGAACCCACCGUACCAACACGAUUGGCUGGUGUUGCUGAUACCGGACCCGUUAUAACCCCGAUUGGAAGGGCAGGCCAGUCUGAGGCUCUGGGGAUGCGAGGCCAUUGAAAGUGAGUAUCCCAUAUUCUAUGACGGAGAUAGAGCAUUAAUUGCAGUUUUCACCCCACCUUAACGACCGAGCGAGGGAUGAAAUCUUUCGACGACUAGGGAGGCGUCACCCGAGGCCGAUUCCAGUGGAUCACUAUAGAAUCUUCUAGAAGCAGGUUCUCCGGGCACUAUGGUAGGACGUGGAUCGAUCAUGACGAGAAUGGACUUCUCCGUCAUGUAAUGGUUUAGAAGAGUCACGGUCCUGUUCCCCGCCGGGCUUUUUCCCUUCUCGACUAGACGAAGGAGAUAUUCAUUCCAUUCAGGCAGGUGAGGAAGGGCGGCGUCGGCUUGACCCUGUCUUCUCUCUUGGUCGGGUCGGAGGCUAAGUUUCUCAUUCAGUGGUGAGGUGUUCAUAGAAAGCAAGGCCUCGCCCAACGAGUGGCGGAUUUGGUUUGGAUGGGGUCUCGCUUGGACGCUGGGGAGAUCCAUAGAUCUGGAUAGAGUCUUUCUCGCUCAGUAAAGAAGAGUACGCGCGCUACGGCUUACGCAGUGGAUCUUCGGGCAACCAACCCGGCACAUCCAAUUCCGAUCAACAACUUGGAGGUAUGGCUGAGUGGCUUAAGGCAUUGGUUUGCUAAAUCGACAUACAAGAAGAUUGUAUCAUGGGUUCGAAUCCCAUUUCCUCCGGCACGGAAGUAGAACGGGCGGGCGAAAUUACGUGAGAGAAAGAACCUCAGAUUGAUGGAGUCCGCCGUCGGACAGAAUAGCUGCUUAGUGACUAGGAGCGGAGCGCCCCUUUCUUGUUCUUGGUGGCGUCUAUAGCGAAGAAGACCUUCCCGAACGAGGGCCGUCCAGUCCCUGGCCGGCUCUCGGUUCUUGAGCAAGCUCCUCCACUGCAGGUAGGAUGCUCAUAGAUGAAGAAAAGAGACUUUAGGCAAGUGGUUCUGGUAGCUCAGCUGGUUAGAGCAAAACAAGCAACGGAUUGAGCAACUAGCGCGAAAGCCGUUGCGCGUUAGCGCAUCCGUUUUCUUGCUGGACUGCAAAUCCUUUUUUUCUUGUUUCAGUGGGAAGAGCAAGGGGCAUUGCCCUUGAAAUCCUUCAGUGGUUCGAAUCCACAUCUGAGCGUCUUUUUUUCGGUAUGCCGCUCCGCGAGCAAGGAGCGCCGCGAGGAGAGCGAGAGAACGAAGUGGGCUUUGGUGAUGUCGGAAUUUGCACCUAUUUGUAUCUAUUUAGUGAUCAGUCCGCUAGUUUCUUUGAUUCCACUCGGUGUUCCUUUUCCAUUUGCUUCCAAUAGUUCGACCUAUCCAGAAAAAUUGUCGGCCUACGAAUGUGGUUCCGAUCCCUCCGGUGAUGCCAGAAGUCGUUUCGAUAUACGAUUUUAUCCGGUUCCUAUUUUAUUUAUUAUCCCUGAUCCGGAAGUCACCUUUUCUUUUCCUUGGGCAGUACCUCCUAACAAGAUUGAUCUGUUUGGAUCUUGGUCCAUGAUGGCCUUUUUAUUGAUUUUGACGAUUGGAUCUCUCUAUGAAUGGAAAAGGGGUGCUUCGGAUCGGGAGUAA
Molecule: messenger RNA, 3053 nt
Organism: Hordeum vulgare subsp. vulgare (domesticated barley)
Lineage: Eukaryota; Viridiplantae; Streptophyta; Magnoliopsida; Poales; Poaceae
Product: NADH-ubiquinone oxidoreductase chain 3
Exons: 1
Coding region: 2697-3053 (118 amino acids)
Cellular component (GO): NADH dehydrogenase complex
Molecular function (GO): NADH dehydrogenase (ubiquinone) activity
Source: RefSeq, a predicted model, not a curated record